Messenger RNA from Menidia menidia (Atlantic silverside), 1611 nucleotides. The record is from the annotation of a GenBank genome assembly. Lineage: Eukaryota; Metazoa; Chordata; Actinopteri; Atheriniformes; Atherinopsidae.
AUGGCGAGCACAAGAAUAACAAAUGCACAGGGUGCCGUUAAACCAGUGCCACUGAUCCAGUCUGCCCAUCGCAGCGCUGCGGUCCAGAUGCGUCUGAAGAACUCUCAGAGCUCUGGAGACCGCCUCAGUCAGUCCAAGUCCAUGGUCCUGCAGGAGACAGACCUUCCUCCAAAACCUAUUUCUCGGCAUCGAAGGAAUCAGUCUCAACACAAUGUGGUCAUGGCGGGAGGUGCCACUUUCGAACCACUGGUGGACAUUAAAGGAGAACACUUGAAUGUGGCUAAAAUUUCUGAUGGGGGUAAGAAGCAGAGGAAGAAUUGGGCUUCAAUGUGGACGGUUUUGACCUCGGAUCAGCUGCUGUUUUAUAAGGACAAACAAGAGAGUGCUGUGGCUUGGUAUCAGAAACCAGGAGCUAAGACAGAUGUGGUUCAGCUAGGUGGGGCAGUUAUUGAGUGGACUACGGAGAAAUCCAGCAAGAAGAAUGUUUUUAUGAUUACAACAAACACAGGAAGUGAGUACCUUGUCCAGAGUGACAAUUCCUCCACUGCCAGCAAAUGGUACGACGCCAUCAAAAAGACAGUUGAGUCCUCUACAAAAGAGGACAAAGGUUUCCCUCUGCGGCGGUCAAACAGCACAGAGUUCCUGCCCAGACAUAGCUCCCUGCCCGGGUAUGGAUCUGCCUCCCCCAGCAGCAAGCAACGAAAUCCCGCCCACCGGCGAUCCAUCAACAUGUUCAGUAGCUCAAAGCUGAAGUACAGCACCUCAGACAGCGCCGACAAGAGCGGAGUGAAGAACAGACUGAAGAAGUUCAUUAUCAGACGCCCAUCCAUGAAGACUCUACAAGAGAAAGGCCUCAUCAAAGAUCGAGUGUUUGGCUGCCACCUGCUGACUCUCUGUGAACGAGAAGGAUCCACCGUACCAAAGUUUGUUCAGAUCUGCGUGGACGCUGUUGAGAAACGCGGUCUGGAUGCUAAUGGAAUCUACAGAGUCAGCGGAAAUCUGGCCACAAUUCAGAAAAUUCGCUUCAUCAUCGACCAAGAAGCUUUACGUCCUACGCUGCUUUACGUCCUACGCUGCUUUACGUCCUACGCUGCUUUACGUCCUACGCUGCUGUGUCAUGGCAGCUCCAGGCAGCAGGUUGUCUGUAAACACAACACGAAUUCAAAACCUGAGGCUGAUGUGAGCAACAACAAAGGUGUUGAUCAAAGUGACGCGAGGCUGAACCUGUCUUCAUUCUGCUCCCCAGAGGAAGACCUGGACCUGGAUCAGAGUCAAUGGGAAGACAUCCACGUCGUCACCGGAGCUCUGAAAUUGUUUUUCCAAAUAAAAGACUCCAGAGAAAAAACUCAGGCUGUGAAGAAACUCAUCCAGAAACUGCCAAAGCCCAAUCACGACACAAUGAAAGUCCUCUUCACGCAUCUGCAAAGGGUUCUGGCCUUUUCCAAAAAGAACUUGAUGUCCACCCAGGGCAUUGGCAUAGUGUUUGGCCCAACGCUGAUGUGGCCCGAGCUGGAUUCAGGAAACAUGGCAGUCAACAUGGUAUACCAGAACCAGAUUGUGGAGUUCAUCCUCAUAGAAAGCCGGGAAAUCUUCAACAUGGAGGCGAAGUAG